Messenger RNA from Eurytemora carolleeae, 698 nucleotides. RefSeq lists its product as uncharacterized. Gene Ontology annotation, molecular function: protein folding chaperone. The transcript is spliced from 6 exons. Bases 127 to 657 code for a protein of 176 amino acids. Gene Ontology annotation, biological process: protein refolding; response to heat. Lineage: Eukaryota; Metazoa; Arthropoda; Copepoda; Calanoida; Temoridae. The record is from RefSeq and is a predicted model, not a curated record.
AUACUUGGAAUCAGAUAUUUUCAGAGAACAUUUUUUUCAAGAUUUUUAAAUUUAGAAAUUCAUCUAACUGUAGUUAGCGGAUCUGAUUUGUGAACAAAAAGUGGGUACCCCCUAGACUGGGACGGGAUGACAUCAUAUCGAGGAGAGAGGAGCGAACUGCCUGACUGUGGUACUACGCGGCCUAGUGAGUGGAGCGGACUGCCUGAAUCUUGCUCUACGCGGUCGCAACUUAAAUCUCAGUCUCAUCCUCUCUCUGCCUGGAUAGAGGAACGAACCAGGGAUUUCGCGGAUUUUGAGAAUAGUUUUUCAGCUGGCAGGCAUAGCAGCAAUACACCUGAUAUUUAUAGCUUAGGAGCAGCAAUUCAGCAUCCGUCGUUUAGAGCUCCGAUCAGCAGUCGUGGACAACAGCUACAGGAAUCUUAUAGAGACUUCAGCCCCGCACAACAGAUUAAAAUGGAGGACAAAGAGCUUUCACCGAGGGCUCGUGUAACUAUAGACGAGGAAAAACUUCAAGUUGAAUUCAAUGUAAAGGAAUAUACUCCAGAGGAGUUAAACAUUAAAACAGAAGGAGAUGUUCUUGUAGUGCUUGGCAGACAGGAGAUGAAGGAUGGAGGAAAAACUUACGUAUCCAAGCAAUUUGAACAGAGGUUAAUGUAGACUAAAUAAUAAUAAUAAUGAUAAUAAUAACAAUAAUAAUA